This is a messenger RNA of Ostertagia ostertagi, 783 nucleotides long. The record is from the annotation of a GenBank genome assembly. NCBI's taxonomy places the organism in Eukaryota, Metazoa, Nematoda, Chromadorea, Rhabditida, Trichostrongylidae.
CGCCGCACCCCAAGAAGAGCACGAUCCUCAAACCCAUGCAUUGUGUCCGCGCCCCACAAACAGCAGCGAAAGAGCUUCGGUCUGGAGUUGUUCAAGAGUGCCGCUCAACAGGAUAAACCGCAGGAACAACACGAUUUCAUAGCUGAAGCUAAGGAGGCCGCGGAGAAGAAGAAGGAACACGAGAAGCCAAGCACGAGCAUAGUCACAGUCACAACGGGUGAAGAAAACGACGUCAAUAUAUUUCAGACUGCUUGCAAGUUGCACUCGUUUGAUAAAGAGAAGAAAGCAUGGGUUGAGCGUGGCCUUGCGCAUAUACGGAUAAAUCAAAGAAACGAGGAUGGCGAAGUGCAUCAUCGUAUAGUGGCACGAACUACGGGUAAUCACCGUGUAGUUAUUAACUCAAGGGUGCAUGCGGAUAUGUUUUUCGAGAGGAUCGAUCAGAAGCGAUUGAAGAUCAGCGCAACGACGCCGGAUUCGAACGCAAUGCAGAUUUUCCUCGUCACCAUUGGCUUCUCUAAAACCGCUUUAAAUAUCGAUGAGUUCUGCGCGAUAAUGGAAGGUAUACUCAAAAAAGAAAAAGCAUGCGAAUCUCUGAAGAGGAAGCGGAAAGCAGAAGAAGAACCAGGAGCAGAGAAGGUCGCCAAGAUGAAUAUUCACGACGAAACAGUUUCCAGUAAGGAAGCGACUCCUUCUGGUGCAGAUGCGGCAGGAGAGGAGGAAGCAGAGAGUCCAUCUGAAGAACAAAAGGAGAGUGAAGACAGCAAAGAGGAUGAUAGUGCCUGA